This is a messenger RNA of Penaeus indicus, 367 nucleotides long. RefSeq lists its product as uncharacterized. The record is from RefSeq and is a predicted model, not a curated record. The transcript is spliced from 2 exons. The annotation marks the transcript as partial. NCBI's taxonomy places the organism in Eukaryota, Metazoa, Arthropoda, Malacostraca, Decapoda, Penaeidae.
ACGCGAAACGUUCCUCGAAGACCGGUUUUGAGCACUGGGGUCUCAUCUCGGUCACGGCCCUCUUGUUGAUGGUCAUUUCCGCGUAUUCCAUAAAGAAGGGCAAGAAGUAUUGCUCAGGAAAAAACAAGAGAUCUCGCCCCCGACACUUCACUGGCGGGAAUUUCGUUCUGAUCGACGACCUCGUGAAUUCUGGGAAGACGUUUUACUUCGUGGAGAGCGGAGCGCGAGCCAUAAAGCUGUCCAAGUUGGAAAAUGAAAAAGAAAUGCUGGACAUUAAAGCCCUUUCAAAAUAUAAAGGCGAUAUGGCCGAUGCUAGUUCAAACAUCAAGGUCAUAUAAAGGCAAUAAUAAAUAGGCGGAAAAAUGAA